Hypanus sabinus (Atlantic stingray) is the source of this 5518-nucleotide messenger RNA. RefSeq names its product isoleucyl-tRNA synthetase 1 (gene iars1). The transcript has 35 exons. NCBI's taxonomy places the organism in Eukaryota, Metazoa, Chordata, Chondrichthyes, Myliobatiformes, Dasyatidae. Gene Ontology annotation, biological process: isoleucyl-tRNA aminoacylation. The record is from RefSeq and is a predicted model, not a curated record. Gene Ontology annotation, molecular function: ATP binding; tRNA binding; aminoacyl-tRNA deacylase activity. Bases 120 to 3926 code for a protein of 1268 amino acids.
GGAUCGGGAAAGUCGAUUUGUUGUCUGAACAUUUUUCAGUGUGGUGAAUGGUCAGCACCCAACCCCAACUGGUAAAGAUACCCACUGGUUUCAGCAAAUAUGAAAUCCAGAUAUAAAGAAUGAUUCAACCUGUGCCUGAAACCAUCAACUUCCCUGCCGAGGAAGAGCAGAUUCUAAAGAUCUGGAAGGAGUUGGAUUGUUUUCAGCAAUGUCUGAAGCAAGCUAAAAACAAGCCAAGGUACACUUUCUAUGAUGGACCACCUUUUGCCACUGGCCUUCCACACUAUGGCCAUAUUCUUGCUGGGACAAUAAAGGAUGUAGUGACUAGAUUUGCUCAUCAAAGUGGAUUCAGUGUGGAAAGAAGAUUUGGAUGGGAUUGCCAUGGUUUGCCUGUGGAAUAUGAAAUUGAUAAGAUGCUGGGUAUUAAAGGACCUGAAGAUGUAGCAAAAAUGGGAAUAGCUGAAUACAACAGACAUUGUCGAAGUAUAGUGAUGAGAUAUUCAGGUGAAUGGGAAACUGUUAUCACGAGGUUGGGACGCUGGAUUGAUUUUAGGAAUGACUAUAAGACCCUGUAUCCAUCUUUUAUGGAAUCUGUCUGGUGGGUGUUUAAACAGCUUUAUGAUAAAGGAUUUGUCUACAGAGGUGUGAAAGUUAUGCCAUUUUCUACUGCAUGCAAUACGCCACUUUCUAACUUUGAAGCCCAUCAAAAUUAUAAGGAUGUUCAAGAUCCUUCUGUCAUUGUGACCUUUCCAUUAGAGGAGAAUGAAAAUGUUUCAUUGGUUGCUUGGACAACAACACCGUGGACCUUGCCUAGCAACCUUGCAGUAUGUGUCAGCCCCGAAUAUCAAUAUGUGAAAAUCAAAGAGCUCUCUACUGGAAACAUCUACAUAAUGAUGGAAGCCAGAUUGGUAGCACUCUUUAAAUCUGAUGCUGAAUAUGAUAUCCUAGAAAGAUUCAAGGGCAUUGCCCUGAAAGGCAAGAAGUACAGACCAUUGUUUGACUAUUUCUUGAAGUGUAAAGAAACUGGAGCUUUCUCAGUGCUCGUGGACAAUUAUGUUAAAGAGGAGGAGGGUACAGGUGUUGUACACCAGGCUCCAUACUUCGGUGCAGAUGAUUUUCGUGUCUGUAUGGAUUACGGCAUAAUCCAGAAAGAUUCAUCACCUGUGUGCCCUGUGGAUGCCUCUGGUUGUUUCACAACUGAAGUGAAGGAUUUUACUGGCCAGUAUGUGAAGGAUGCAGACAAAAAUAUCAUUAAAUAUCUGAAAGAUAAAGGUCGACUGGUUCAUAAUAGUACUUUCAAUCACAAUUAUCCAUUUUGCUGGAGGUCUGACACCCCACUUAUUUACAAAGCUGUUCCAAGUUGGUUUGUGCGAGUGGAGCACAUGGUGGACAAGCUGCUGGAGAAUAAUGACAAAUGCUACUGGGUACCAGAAUUUGUAAGAGAGAAAAGGUUUGGAAAUUGGUUGAAGGAUGCACGCGAUUGGGCCAUUUCUCGGAACAGAUAUUGGGGAACACCCAUUCCUUUAUGGGUUAGUGAAGACUUAGAAGAGGUGGUAUGUGUGGGAUCAGUUGCAGAAUUGGAAGAGCUGAGUGGAGUCAAAGUUGAGGAUCUUCAUCGAGAGAGUGUGGAUUUCAUCACAAUCCCAUCACAUCGUGGAAAAGGUGUACUGCGACGAGUGUCUGAGGUCUUUGAUUGUUGGUUUGAAAGUGGAAGCAUGCCAUAUGCUCAAGUUCAUUAUCCGUUUGAAAACAAAAGAGAAUUUGAGGAGAGCUUCCCAGCGGACUUCAUUGCUGAGGGAAUUGACCAAACAAGAGGAUGGUUUUAUACUCUACUGGUACUAUCUACGGCUCUGUUUGGCAAACCACCUUUCAGGAAUGUGAUAGUAAAUGGGCUUGUAUUGGCAAGUGACGGUCAGAAAAUGAGCAAACGUAAGAAGAAUUACCCAGAUCCAAUGCAUAUUGUUAACAGUUAUGGUGCAGAUGCAUUGAGGCUGUACCUGAUUAAUUCCCCUGUUGUGAGAGCAGAAAACCUGAGGUUUAAAGAAGAAGGAGUGAGAGAUAUUCUCAAGGAUGUCUUCCUACCUUGGUACAAUGCAUAUAGGUUCCUUAUUCAGAAUGUUCAGAGAUUGCAGAAGGAAGAGGGUAUUGAAUUCCUUUUCAAUGAAAACACUGUUGAGGGCAGCGACAACAUCAUGGAUAAAUGGAUACUUUCAUUUACACAAUCCCUCAUCCAAUUUUUCAAAGCAGAAAUGGAAGCAUACAGGCUCUACACUGUGGUGCCCAGACUUGUCAAAUUUGUGGACAUGUUAACCAAUUGGUAUGUCAGAAUGAAUCGUAAAAGGUUAAAGGGUGAAAAUGGAACUGAAGAUUGUGAAAGGGCUUUGGAAACUUUGUUUGCAGUUUUAUUCAACAUGUGCCGGCUGAUGGCACCCUUUACGCCAUUUAUCACUGAAUUGAUGUACCAGAACUUGAGGCACUUGAUAGAUCCAUCUUCUGUAGAAAAUAAGGAUAUACACAGUAUUCACUACCUCAUGCUCCCACAAGUAAGGGAUUCCAUUAUCAAUAAGCAUAUUGAAGCUGCAGUCGCCCAAAUGCAGUCAGUUAUUGAGCUUGGAAGGGUGAUACGAGACAGGAAGACCCUUCCUGUUAAGUAUCCUCUGAAAGAAGUUGUGGUUAUCCAUCAGGAUGCAGAUGCACUUAAAGAUAUCAGAUCCUUGGAAAAGUAUAUUCUGGAGGAACUAAAUGUCCGUCAGCUGACAUUAUCCACAGAUAAAGACAAGUAUGCCAUUCGGCUUAGAGCAGAACCAGAUCACAUGGUGUUAGGAAAGCGUCUGAAGGGAGCAUUUAAAUCUGUUUCAGCAGCUAUCAAAGGUCUUCAGAGUGUACAGUUGGAGGAGUUCCAGAAGACAGGCUCCAUAAUUGUGGAAGGACAUGAACUUCAUGAGGAAGACUUGCGUCUCAUGUAUGCAUUUGAUGGAAUUGCAGGAGCAGAUGAUCAGUAUGAAGCCCAUUCUGAUUUUCAAGCUUUAGUUCUUUUAAAUGUCACAACUGACCAAUCAAUGGUGGAUGAAGGAGUUGCACGAGAGGUGAUAAAUCGUAUCCAAAAACUUAGAAAAAAGGCCCAUCUUGUGCCAUCGGAUGAGAUCACAAUUUAUUACAAUUCUCAACCAAUAGGAGCUUAUUUGGAUAACAUUAUUAAGAAUCACACUGAUUUUAUUUUGGGAACUGUAAAAGCCUCCCUGAAGCCCUACCCAGUACCGAAUUCUGUUGACGUGAUUAUACAAGAAAAAACACAGUUGAAGGGCUCAAAUCUUGAUUUGACUCUUGUGAAAGGAACUUCGGAUGCUGGUGCUCUGCCAAUGGGCCUUACCUGCGCAUAUGUCAAUGUCAAGGUUUCUGUGGAUGGAAUAAAGCAAGAUGGUGUGAUACUACUAGAAAAUCCAAAGGGUGAUAACAUUCUGAACUUGAUCAAGCUGAAAAAUGUGAUUGUCAACAUAUUCAAGCUGCAGGCAUCAAAUCUGGCUAUCUUUUAUGGAAAAAAUGAACUAACAAAUGAUACUGAUCUGAAACGUCUCAAUGGAAAAACUCUGUAUGUGACAGUUGGUACUGCGCCAGUAGAAACUAUUACACAGUCUGAUAAUCUACUCUGCCAGUAUGUCAACUUACAGCUUGUGAAUGCCAAACCUCAAGAAUGCCUGAAGGGAACAGUUGGAGCUGUUUUGCUGGAGAACCCAGUUGGUCAGACUGGGCUGACGUACUCUGGACUUCUUCAUGAGGCGGCUAAAGUGUUUGGCCUCAGAAGCAAAAAACUAAGUUUGUAUCUUGACGAUACCAAUACAAAAGGAAUUACAAAUGACUCGUCUUUGAAAAUGUUAAACACGAAGACCAUCUAUGUUCAUGUUUUGCCAAGUACAGCUGAAUCCUAAGAUCUGAAAAGAUAUUUAAGCUUUUAUCACUGCAUUAUAGGAGUUAAUGGAAUAUGAAUAUCUGAUUUUAAUUUUAAGUUUACCAUGUUGCUUCAAAAGCAUCACUGCACCUACUAGAACUGUUUCCAAAUAUUAUUGAACACUUAUUUCACCAGUUUCAGUUGGUUUAAUGGUUAAUGUUGGUUUAAUUUUCCUUUUCAACCCAAUUCAUGCUAAUCUGUUAGUUGGGCUCAAUAUAUUGGGAGGGUUAUGUCUCAUUCAUUCGUUACAGCUUCUAGUUUCCACAAUGCUUUGAUAUGGAGGUGCUCGGCAAAAAACAGGCACAUUCCCAUGGGUGGGAAGAAAGGGAAUCACUCCCUGCACCACUGAUGCAUCUAAUUUCUGAUUCUGCUAUCAUUCUGUUCUACCUGGUUUAUGGAAGGCAAAAUAGAGACAGUGAAUUUUCUUCCACGUGACUGAAUUCAGUACAUUAGAUUUUAAAGACUACUUGGAAUUACAUUACUGUGAAGUUCUUGAACAAACAUUCUCAUAGUUUCUGCUAUCUAUAAAUUGUGGUGCUGUUUAUUGCAAGUAAAAAAAAAGCACAUUUUCCCAGGAAUUCACAAAAGUUCAUAUUUAUAUUGUGGCUGUAACAGGUAUUACCCUCGAGCAAUUCUGAUUUAAUAAUUAAUUUUGUUUUCAAAGUCGCUUAACAAUAUUUCUUCAUCCUAAGUAGAAGUACCUGCUUUUAGUAGUUCAUUUAAAAACAAUUUUAAAUGAUUUUUUAAUGAUACCACCAAUUUUUUAGUUACUCUGUAAUGGUGUCAUUGAAUUUUCACAAUUUCAGUGGCCCAUGAAGCAUCAUGGUUCAGAUCCUUUGUCUUGCUAAGUUUAUUACCAGCUUUGCAAGAAAUAUAGUGAGUAACAUCAUGAACAGUUUUCUGGCCUCCAUUGUAUGUAGUUUUCAAAAAACAAAUAUUGCCAGAAUAAAAACAAAAUUAACUUCAGACUGUAAAAUUGCUGUGAAAGUCUAAUAGCCAGUAAAAUUAUUCCAGUAGCAAUUACAAUCUCAGAAUUCACAUGCUGGACUUCCUUGUAUUACUUGGUCUCUAUUUGGAUUCAGAUUGUGUUAACUUCAGGAUGCAUUAACCUAUGAAUUUAGAUGCAGUGUCUCAAGAAAUAAUUUUACUCCUUUGUAUUUACUAAAUGGAUUUGCUGUUAUGAAUAUGUUGCAUGUUGUAUUUCAAUUAUUUCUGUAAGCCAUUGUAACAAAAAAAUGUCUGGCUAACUUCAACCAUGAAACUAUGCAAUGCAAUUUCUGACAAAUGAUCAAGCAAUGGUCAGUACUUAAAACAUGCAGCUGAUAAAGUACGUUUUGGAAAUUAUUGUUUGUUUUUAUUAUACAGUUCCAAAUGUGCCUAGGAGUUUUACAUGAGAUUUGUAAAAUCUUAUGGUUUCUGAAAUAAAUAUAUUACUGUUAAUAGCCCAUUGGGAAUGCAAGUGAUUCUGAGCUCUCUGGAAAAAAAAAACAAGCUGAAAUUGUUUAUGUUGUGAUACAUGGUGUUAAUUUUAAUUAAAGAUUAUGUUGCAAUGUAGUGACAAAUUUAAUGACA